Molecule: messenger RNA, 2577 nt
Organism: Populus nigra (black poplar)
Lineage: Eukaryota; Viridiplantae; Streptophyta; Magnoliopsida; Malpighiales; Salicaceae
Product: serine/threonine protein phosphatase 2A 59 kDa regulatory subunit B' gamma isoform-like
Exons: 2
Coding region: 575-2251 (558 amino acids)
Biological process (GO): signal transduction
Cellular component (GO): protein phosphatase type 2A complex
Molecular function (GO): protein phosphatase regulator activity
Source: RefSeq, a predicted model, not a curated record
GGCUGGGUUCAGUCCGGAGUUUCAAUUCUUCUGUUUUUUUUUUUUUGGGCUAUCUAAAAUUUACCCUUUCCUAAACUUGGCACACAGAGCAAGAAACAAAGAACAAAAAAAUCUGACUAUUUUUAUAAAUGCAACUCCCACUUUCCUAUUUUUUCCUGUCGUAAAAUUUUACUUUGACUUCUUUUUUUUUUAAUUUGAUAAUCUUGUUCAUGUUGUUUCCCCCCUAUUUCUCAAAUCAAAUUGUGGGUUUAUCAAUCUCAGAUCAAAUUUCUAGGGUUUUCUCAGAUCUCUCUGUUCAUGUCAUCAAUGUAAGUAAUUUCCCCUUCUGUAUAUGAAAUUUCCUCAAGUGGGUUUUUUUCCCUGCUUUGUUUAUGAAUCCUGAGGUAGGAAUUUGAAUUUUAAGAGGCUUACAUGGAUAGCCUUUUUUAAAUGUACAAAUUUGAUUAGGCUUCUGUUGCCUAGCUGUGAAAAAUGGAUUAGUUUUGAAGUGUUUUCAAGGUGGAAGCUUUGGUUUUUAUUUGCUGGAAUACAUUAGGAUCAGGGUUAGGGCUUAGGUUUUGGCAUAGCAACAGAUAUGAUCAAACAGAUAUUGGGUAAGCUACCUCGAAAACCCUCAAAACCAUCCAGUAACGAUUCAAACAAUGACAGUGGACUCCAUGCCCACUCGUCCUUGAACUCAUCUAAUGGGCCCAGUUCCAUUAACAACUCAAAGCUCUCUUCCAUUUCGUCCAAAUCUUUGAAUCCGAGUUCGGGCGCUUCACGCUUGAACAAUGGGAGCCUGGUGCCAAAUAGCAAGGGGAAUCAAGGGAAAAAGUCAGCUCCUCAAUUGGAUCCUUUGAUGACUUCUGGGGUUUAUGAGGCAUUGCCUAGCUUUCGUGAUGUUCCUAACUCGGAGAAGCAUAAUCUCUUUAUGAAGAAGUUGAAUAUGUGCUGCGUUGUGUUUGAUUUUAGUGAUCCUUAUAAGAAUCUUAAAGAGAAGGACAUUAAGAGGCAGACUUUGCAUGAGCUUCUUGAUUAUAUUUCAACUGUUACUUCAAAGUUCAAUGAGAUUGCAAUGCAAGAAAUUACGAGGAUGGUGGCAGCCAAUUUGUUUAGAACACUUCCAUCCAUGAACCAUGAUAAAAAGAUUCUAGAAAUGUUUGACCCUGAAGAUGAAGAACCAGCUAUGGAGCCUGCUUGGCCUCAUCUUCAGAUUGUGUAUGAUUUUCUGCUUAGAUUUGUGGCUUCAUCAGAGACUGAUGCCAAGCUCGCCAAGAGAUACAUUGACCAUUCAUUUGUGUUGAGAUUGCUGGACUUAUUUGAUUCUGAAGACCAAAGAGAGAGGGAGUAUUUGAAGACGAUACUCCACCGUAUUUAUGGAAAGUUCAUGGUACAUCGACCAUUCAUUAGAAAAGCUAUCAACAAUAUCUUUUACAUAUUCAUUUUCGAGACAGAGAGGCAUAACGGGAUUGCAGAAAUGCUUGAGAUAUUGGGCAGCAUUAUUAAUGGGUUUGCUUUGCCAUUGAAGGAAGAGCACAAGCUUUUCCUUCUCCGUGCCUUAAUUCCACUUCACAAGCCAAAAUGUGUAUCAAUGUAUCAUCAGCAACUGUCAUAUUGUAUAACUCAAUUUGUGGAGAAAGAUUUCAAGCUGGCUGAUACUGUAGUCCGAGGUCUGUUGAAGUAUUGGCCCAUGACUAAUAGUUCCAAGGAAGUUAUGUUUCUUGGUGAGUUGGAGGAAGUUUUAGAGGCUACUCAGGCAGCAGAGUUUCAGCGGUGCAUGGUCCCUUUGUUCCAUCAAAUUGGUCGCUGCCUCAACAGCUCACAUUUUCAGGAUUUGGAUUUGAACGUUGGGUUGUUCAUAUGGAAUCUGGUAUUGUGGCAGGUUGCAGAACGUACUUUGUUUUUUUGGAACAAUGAUCACAUAAGAAAUUUGAUCACGCAGAAUCACAGAGUGAUACUGCCUAUAAUCUUCCCAGCUCUGGAGAGAAAUACAAGGGGGCAUUGGAACCAAGCUGUUCAGAGUUUGACCCUGAAUGUCAAGAAGAUAUUCUCAGACGCUGAUCAAGAAAUUUUUGAUGAAUGCUUGGUCAAAUUUGAAGAAGAUGAAGUCAAACAGAUGGAGACACGGGAGAAAAGAGAUUUAACUUGGAAAUGCUUGGAAGAUGUGGCGACCUCUAAGGUUGUAAGCAAUGAAGCUGUGCUUGUCUCGAAGUUCAUCUCAUCUGUCGCCAUUGCUAGUGGGACAAGUCCUCGGGCCACUGCAGCUGGUUGAGAGCUCUGACUGGUGUAAACUGAGUUUACCUUCAUGAAGGAUAUAAAGGUGUUGACUGGUGACCUCCUUGGUGCAAGUAGGAAUUGUUUGGCCUUGUUUCGCAUGGUUCUCUCACAAGUCCAUAUUUCAUCAGUGCAGAAGACGGAGGUUCGGUUUUGAGACACUGAGGUUAUUUUUUUGGUUUCUAUGCUCUUCCAUCUUUUCUUCUCAUCCAUGAAAUUGUAAGUGUGUAUUAUAAAGGAUUUGAUUCAUAGAGGUAGUCCCUCGUACUUCCCACCUUGUAAAAUUUAUUUUCUGUAAUGAUGCAAAGAAGAUUGUUCCUUCCA